AUGGACCAUCCAGAGGGUCUCACCAAGGACGGAUACGAACUACAGUCCGGAACGAACUUCCUUGGCCACGCUCUCCUUAUCCGGCUGCUCCUGCCCAUCAUGCAGCGAACCGCGCUGCAGACGGGGCCGGGGGACGUCCGCGUCGUGAGUCUGACAUCAGGGUCACAUGCUCGAGCGCCGCUGGCGGGGAUUCUAUUUCACUCGCUCAAGACCGACGCCAGCUCCCUCUCAGCAGUCGAAAGGUAUGGCAAGAGCAAGCUAGCCAAUGUCUUAUAUGCCAAGGAGCUGGCCUACAGAAUCCCUGAUAUUCGAAUAGCAUCUGUAAAUCCAGGAAUGGUGAGAACAGGUUUGACAGAUGUGAUGGGCAAGAACAACUUGACCUAUCGUGUGAUUCUGUCUGUCUUGUCUCCCAUUAUGGGGGUCUCGGUUGAGAAGGGAGUCAAGGCGCAGCUCUGGGCAUGGAACUCCCCGGAGUACAUCUUGAAGAACUCGGUCGGCUCGGUGGGAUGGUUUCUAGUGACGUCGUGA
Fusarium odoratissimum NRRL 54006 is the source of this 528-nucleotide messenger RNA. RefSeq lists its product as uncharacterized. The record is from RefSeq and is a predicted model, not a curated record. The transcript has a single exon. NCBI's taxonomy places the organism in Eukaryota, Fungi, Ascomycota, Sordariomycetes, Hypocreales, Nectriaceae. Bases 1 to 528 code for a protein of 175 amino acids.